Messenger RNA from Ziziphus jujuba (common jujube), 2434 nucleotides. Its product is annotated as pentatricopeptide repeat-containing protein At1g43980, mitochondrial. Gene Ontology annotation, biological process: RNA modification. Gene Ontology annotation, molecular function: protein binding; RNA binding. The record is from RefSeq and is a predicted model, not a curated record. The transcript has a single exon. Bases 293 to 2185 code for a protein of 630 amino acids. NCBI's taxonomy places the organism in Eukaryota, Viridiplantae, Streptophyta, Magnoliopsida, Rosales, Rhamnaceae.
UAAUGCUGUAGGCAUAAAACACUGCCCCAUUUUAUUUCGUUAAAAAAAAAAUAAAAAUAAAAAAAAUAAAAAAAAAUAAAAGCCUAACGGUCCUUUGCUUGCGGUGGAGGAAAAUUCCCUGUUGUUAAGAUAUACACAGCUCUUUCGUUUGGAUGUGCUGCGUAAAUGGAGCAAGAAGUAGUAGAAGCAGAAGCAGAAUCAGAAUCUUAUUCAACACGGGAUAGUAUAGGUUUUUUAGUUUACUAUUUAUAGGUGAUGCGAGCUCUAUACUUCACUGUGGGACUUCAAAUGUAUGCACCCAUUUCUGAAACAAGUUCAUUGUCUUCAUAGCAGCUCAGUCCCUUCUUACUCUCGCCUCUUAGAUUACUGCUCUUCGAUUAAAUCUCUAGAUUUUAUUAACAUCAUCCAUGCUCGGUUGAUAAAAGUGGGGUUUAAUAGGCAGACGUUUCUGGGUAAUCGCUGUCUUGACUUGUACUGUCAAAAUGGUUCCGUUGAUGAUGCAUUGAAGGUCUUUAAUUAUAUUGUUGACAAGAAUUGCGUGUCUUGGAACAUAUGUUUGAAAGGGUUAUUUCGAUUCGGCCAGCUUGAAAGGGCUUGUCUGUUAUUCGAUGAAAUGCCUGUGAGAGAUGUUGUUAGUUGGAACUCAAUGAUUUCAGCUCAUGUUUCAUAUGGGUUUAUUGAUUAUGCAAUGGGAUUUUUUCUGAAAAUGCAAAAUGCCUGUGUAAGACCAAGUGAAUAUACGUACUCAAUUUUGAUGUCAAUUGCUUCAUGUCCUUGUCAGGGCAAACAAAUUCAUGGUAGCAUGAUAAGAAGUGGUAUGGACUUAUCAAAUGUUGUGCUUGGGAAUUCGUUAAUUCACAUGUAUGGGAAACUCAGUCUUGCUGAUUAUGCUUUUGGCGUGUUUCAGACCAUGGAGAAAUUAGAUAUAAUCUCAUGGAACUCUUUAAUGUGGGCUUGCCAUGGAGCAGGGUGUGGAGAAUUGGCGUUAUAUAUGUUCUGUUUAAUGAGAACAACUCAGCAUAAACCUGAUCGAUAUACAAUAUCAACAUUGAUCAGUAUUUGUUGUAACAUGCGAGAUUUGGGAAAGGGUAAGCAAAUAUUUGGCUUCUCUCUCAAGGUGGGAUUGUUUUCCAAUACCAUCGUCUCGAGUGCUGCUAUUGACCUGUUUUCCAAAUGCAACAGAUUGGAGGAUGCAGUCCAGCUCUUUAAAGAAGCAGAUCACUGGGAUUCGGCACUCUGCAAUUCCAUGAUUUCAAGCUGUGCAAGGCAUGGACUUGUAGAGCAUGUUAUGCUACUUUUUGUGCUGAUGAUGAGGGAGAAUUUAAGGCCAACUGAGUUUACUAUGAGCAGUAUUCUGAGCUCUGCUUCCGAUUUCCUACCUGCAGAUCAGGGUAGUCAAAUCCAUUCUUUGGUUGUUAAAAUGGGUAUGGAGUCAGAUGCAAUUGUUGCGAGUCCACUUAUGAAAAUGUAUUCUAAAGUUGGAUUGAUUGAUUAUGCUGUGAAAAUUUUUGCUAAUUUGAGUGAAAGAGAUUUGAUAUCUUGGAACACUAUAAUAAUGGGUUUGGCCCUCAAUGGCCGUGCAUUGGAGACCUUAGAAAUUUUUGAGGAACUAACCGGGACAGAUCUAGUGCCAGAUCGUAUAACAGUUGCUGGAGUUCUAUCAGCUUGCAAUCAUGGGAAUUUUGUUGAUGAGGGAAUGAGAAUCUUCUCAUCUAUGCAGAAGGAAUAUGGAAUUCUACCUAAGUUUGAGCAUUAUGCUUCCAUAGUGGACUUGUUGAGUCGUGCAGGUAAACUAAAUAAAGCAAUAGGCGUUAUAGCAGAAAUGCAUUGUGCACCCAAUUAUAUGAUAUGGGCAUCAAUUCUUCACAGUUCUGCAGCUUAUGGAAACUUGGAACUGGCUGAAAGAGCAGCAGAAAGGAUGAUGGAGUUAGAGCCGAAGUCAUCUCUACCUUAUUUGGUGCUGGCUCGGGCAUAUGAAAUGAGAGGCAGAUGGGAAAGCGUGGUCCGAAUGAGGAAGGCCAUUAAGCACAAAUGUCUGAACAGCAUAACUGGAAAUAGUAGGAUUGGGAUAAAAAAUCAUGUCUAUACUUUUAAGGCAGACGAAUUACUGCAUCACGGAGGCAAAGAUAUAUAUCUAGUGUUGAGAUUGUUGAUUUGGCAAAUGAAUGUAGAAGGUUAUCUUUGAAUAGUUUGACAAAGUGGAGCUAAAUGGAGGUUUAGUGAAGAAAACAAGAAACUACGAAUCUGUCAUAUUCUUCUUGAUUAUAUUGUUACAGAUAUAUAAUUCUUUUGAUUCACCCACAACUAUGAAACGUUAUGUUUCAAAAGAUUAUUGUAUACCGCCUGAGUCAUGCACAUUUUAUUUGGUCAACGGUAAAGUCACGCACAUUGUUUUGAAAAAUAUUACGCUAAUCCAACAGUUGUGUUUCUGAUA